GAUGGGCUACCGCUGAAAAACAACACAAAACUAAUAUCCUGCUUAAAUUUUAAACUCGUCGAGCGCGUUUUCUGUUUAUAUCUUUAUAGUCGCGCACAUUAAAUGUAUUAUUUCGCGUUGUAAAGUGCCUCCUAGAUUCAUGUUUCCCGUCGGGUUCGACCGUGGGUGUCAACAAAAAUGCUACCCGCGACGGGAUUGUUUAGGACCAUCCCCUGCCCAUUCUACGAGAAAGAUCUGUGCACAAGACCGUUCUGCCACUUCAAGCAUGCUAAAUCAGAACCACCUGCCGUGACAUACAGUGCUACACCGAAGUCCCUGCUAAAUCCCGCAGGAACAAAUGAGCACAACGAGGGAAGCGAUGUGAUAGCGCGCAGGAAACCGAAGCUCGAAUACAUACCCGUUUCCACCGUAGCCCCCAGAUAUGUACCGACCAGCGUUGCCAAGCUUCAAGCAACCAAAAGCAAUGGAGAUAAAACCACGUCCGAGAAUCAUUCAUCGGAAUCAAACGACUCGUCGGCAAUCGGAAAAGAGUCACAGGAAAUUGACGUUACAAAGCAAACGACAGAGGCUGAAGCAACCAAACUGUCUCCUAAAACGCUGGAAGAAAGUAAAUCGCCUGACAAUAAACCGGAAAACGGGAAAGAACCAUCCGAGAUAGAAAAAGUACCCAAGGAAACGUCAACAGAUCAAAACCCAGUUAAACGCAAACUAUCAACUAGUGACUCGGAUCGAAAGAAAGAUUCAAGCCAUUCGAGGCACCACAGUUCGAGUUCCAGAAAGUCUUCAUCUUCAUCUUCAUCACACGAUAAAAAGCACAGGUCGUCUGAGUCAUCAAGCAAAGAUAAAUCUAGUAGCAGUAGUAGUAAAAGCAAACAUCGAGAUAAAGAAAAAGAAAGUUCGAGCAACCACUCAUCUAAGCACUCCUCGGACAAGGAUCGUCAUCGUAGCUCAUCCGACAAAGAACGUUCGCAUGGCAAAAGUUCUUCAUCGAAAAGUGUAAGCCACAGCAGCAGCAGCAGCAGUAGCAGGAGUAAGAGUACUGGAAGCAGCAGUAGUUCUAGCAAAAGCAAAGAUCAUCAUAAAUCUUCCUCGUCGUCGAAAAAGUCGACCUCAUCGGAGAAACGUGCUGUAGAAUCUGAGGAUAAGCCAAAGCGACCAUUGGAAGAGGAAAUUUAUCAAGAACUUAUAAAUAACCCACCGAGCGACAUCGACAUCGACAGCGACGAGGACGAUGUGAUGCAGCAGUGCAAGAUGAUUUUCGAGGAGUAUCAACCCGACGCGGAGAAGGAAGAUGAAACGCAGGGAUCAUCGAAUGGUCAAAUCGAUUUAAUUGACAUGUUUGCGGAUAAAUACUACGAUGACAAUCGGAAGAAACGAGUUGCGUAUGAGGCUGCAACCACAUCCAAACUUGGGCCACCGCCGGAGAAGAAAACUAAUCACAUCCAGAACGCAAUCAAGUCCGUUUAUCUGAGGCAAGAGAUCGUACGAAAGCAACAGGAAGAACUAGCAGCACGGAAACGAGCGGAGGAGGAAGCGAAACGACAUAUCGAGGAAGAAACACGAAAAGCAAUGAAAAAACCGGCAACACCACCGGCUCCGGCAAACGGUUCACCCGCUUCUCCGAUAAGUCCAAACAAUUUCUACAACAAAUCUCCGGAAACGUCCUUGGGAACUCCGAAGAGCCGCUUUACCCCCGCCGUCAAUGUGUUGGCCUUCCAAAAGGCAAAAGAAAAGAUCGAGCAGCUCAAAAAGAACCAAGCAGCAUUCACACCAGCCCAAACGGCACCCAAGACAGGGUCCCGCAUCGCACAUGCCGGGUCUGCGAUCGCGGCCAAAGCAGCGGCAACACCAACUGCUCAAGCACCACCCAUCCUGGAACCGACGUCGAGCAAAAUUUCCUACAAUCUCCGCAUGCAGUAUUACGGGCUGAUGCUGAAGCACUGUUCCAGCAUCUAUCCGACCUGUGAGGACGCUUGGGAUCGUGCGCAAACGGAAGAGCUGGCCGUGAUGAAGAAGUGCAGUACGGCUAUGAUCUACAAAAGCAGUGCCUUACUUACGAUCAACAAACUUCGUAAGGAAGCGCUAGAUGCUGGUAACGUGGCGGUGGACAAAAACAAAACAAUAUCUCAUGAUGUUAUACUUGCUGGCAAAAUGGUUCAAAACAUCUCUUGGAGUGUUAACAAAAAAAUAAAAACGGAAGUGAAAACGUCAGCCUAUACGAUCGACAAUGCACCCACGACUGUGGCGUACAAAAUGAUCCACGAAUGCAAGCUGACCGAGGAACAGCUACGCUCGAAUGGAUUCCCCCGUUCGACCGAUGUGCCCGGAAAGGCGAACAUCUUCACGCCAAAGCCCGCCCGUCCUCCCAACGAGAACGAACGCUACUGCUCGCGUUGCGCGAAGGUGUACAAUGUGGAGCUGUACGACGAGCCGCAGGUGGAUGAGUGCAACUACCACCCAAAGAGUACCUGCUACCGGCGUGGCUUCGUGGACAAUCUGCACAACUGCUGUCAGCAGCCAUCCGGCACACCCGGUUGCAUGUACGCGAACUACCACGUUUCGAGCUACCUCGAUUACAACGACUUGACGGGCUUCGUCAAGACGAUCGAUCCACCCGAGGACUACCAGCCGUCGAAAAAGGACGUGUUUGCGCUCGAUUGUGAAAUGUGCUACACUACGGGAGGACUGGAGUUGACGCGCGUAACCGUGGUCGACAUUAACGAGAAGACUGUCUACGAUACGCUGGUGAAACCAUUGAACAGAAUUGUGGACUACAAUACACGUUUCUCCGGAAUUACGGAAGAAAUGCUACAGAAAACCAACACCACGCUGCAUAACGUCCAAGCCGUACUGCUUUCUAUGUUCAACUCCAAAAGCAUACUCAUCGGGCACAGCCUUGACAGCGACUUCCGGGCGCUGAAGCUGAUACACGACGUCGUGGUCGACACGUCUGUGCUGUACCCGCACAAGAUGGGACCACCGAAGAAACGUGCCCUCAAAACACUGUGUAUAGAAAAUUUGAAGAAAAUCAUUCAAGAAAAUGAUGCUGGUCACGACAGUGCCGAGGACUCGGUGGUCUGCAUCCAGUUAAUCAAGCACUAUCUACGCAAUCGCAUACUGUGAGUGACUGUAUCAUGGUCCAAAUUAGUGAACGAAAGUAAUCUACAGUACUGAGAACUUAAGGAAACGGGCGUUCCUAGCUUCACUGCGUAUCAAACCGAAACGCAGCAGUGGGGACCACUCACAAACUCUCCCGCAAACCCCACGAACCACAGAUAUUUAUUAUGACACAAUUGUUUUUUUUUUAUAUUUGUUUUGGAAUCUACCGUACCGAGGAUCAAUAGACUAUGUGUUUGCAUUAA
This is a messenger RNA of Anopheles coustani, 3362 nucleotides long. Its product is annotated as RNA exonuclease 1 homolog. The coding region runs from base 178 to 3123 and encodes 981 amino acids. The record is from RefSeq and is a predicted model, not a curated record. NCBI's taxonomy places the organism in Eukaryota, Metazoa, Arthropoda, Insecta, Diptera, Culicidae. The transcript has 8 exons. Gene Ontology annotation, cellular component: nucleus. Gene Ontology annotation, molecular function: metal ion binding; nucleic acid binding; exonuclease activity.